This is a messenger RNA of Dermacentor silvarum, 1070 nucleotides long. RefSeq lists its product as uncharacterized. The record is from RefSeq and is a predicted model, not a curated record. Bases 44 to 817 code for a protein of 257 amino acids. NCBI's taxonomy places the organism in Eukaryota, Metazoa, Arthropoda, Arachnida, Ixodida, Ixodidae. The transcript has 5 exons.
AUGGUAUACUGCAGAGCCUUCUUUCGUAGCCGGUAACGACAACAUGGACGAGACCAAACAAACCCAUCUAUCCAGCACUAAGCCGGAGACGUUCGGGGCGAUCGCGAAAAGACCGCCACCAGAUCCUGCUGGGCCUAGCUACCCCUGCCAUGAAGAUGUAGGGCACAAAGACAGGUGUUGGAGCGUACCGGUGGCGAUGGCAGCUGCGGCAUUCUUUCUCCUUUUACCACAGUCAUGCUUUGGCCUAAUCUUCGUGCAUUUCAUGGCAAAAUUCGGUGUCAACAGGGAAAAUGCAUCGUGGCCUCAAAAUGUGGCAUCAAUGGUCUCACACUUGGCAGGAAUACCUGGUUUUUUUCUGGAGCAGUUCCUGAGCAGCUAUAAGAUUGUGCUACUGAGCGCCGUACUCUCGUCACUGGCGCUAAUCGGCUCGGCGUUCUCACCCAACAUGGCUUGGAUGACCGUCACGUUCGGCCUCGUUCAAGGCGUCGUCUCACUGUGCGUGGCCCAAGGUAUCGCGCAGGGGUACGGCUUAUGUAUCAAGUACGUACUUGUCGCCGACUUCCUUGGCAUCGAAAGGACGGCAGUUUGCUUCGGAAUGUAUGGCGUCGCCAUGGCACCAUUGUCCCUCGUCAGCCCCAGAAUAAUAGGUUCCUUCCGUGAUGCGAGAGGGUCAUACGAUGGCUUUUACCAAACACUGGGAGCCGUAAGCUUAGCGGCCGGAGUCCUGUUUGGAGCUUUUGCUUUAUGGCACCGUGUCCGGAGAAACGCCGACCGCACCAACAUUGAUUUAGUAGUUUGUCCACCAGAGCGCUUCUAGAUGUUUCUUUCGAGGAUGCCAAUAUCCUCUUUUAUUCGAUGUAUUGGCUCCGGAAUAUUGCUGGGUUUUACUGUGCGGACAUAGAGAAUAAUCUCUCAGAAAAGGGUGCAGGCAACAGCUCGUUUCUUGAAUCUAUGGCGCAUUUUAAUUACUAUCAAAUAAAGACACUCGCCAGCGGAUACGCCUCACCUAAACUUUUGAGCAAGAUGUUAAAAAAAGUUAACAAGCAAUAAAUGACAGCUUCAAAAUGAUA